Messenger RNA from Clunio marinus, 2141 nucleotides. NCBI's taxonomy places the organism in Eukaryota, Metazoa, Arthropoda, Insecta, Diptera, Chironomidae. The record is from the annotation of a GenBank genome assembly.
UUUUUGUCAUUAUAAAAUGUUUUCGGGGCGGGCAUAAAACUAGUUAGUAUCUGCAUCUCAAAUAGUAUAAGUUUUACACUUAAAUUCUGUUGUCUUAACAUACCUACCGGUAGGUUAUCGUAUUCAGAUUAACUUGAAGGUAAAAUUAGCAAUAGUGAAAGUCAACAUUUACAAAAUAUGAAAAAAUCAAAUGAUGUAUUGCCUAGAACGAAUGGAAUAAUUCAGGCUUAUGGUUUCAUAAACGGAUAUGGUAAUAGUCAUACCUCAAAUGACAAGCCAGUAACAAUUGACAACUAUACAUCUAAAACUUCAGCAAACGCAAAGUUCAAGGAUCAAUUUGUUCUUUUGCAGAAAACAUUUCUUGACCAUAACAAAGCUAAGAAAAAAUCAAAAGAAAGUUUUGAAGAAGCGCCUCUUAUAACUGCAUGCCUUACAUACCUUGGCUUCUACUUUUUAAUGAUAAUUGGUUACCUGAACCAGCUUUUCUUCGUACCAAAGGUUGCCACUGAAAAGAAUCGCGACGGAUAUGUUCCACUUUAUGAUGCUUUUGAGAGAUUUUACUCUUGUUACGUAUACAGGAGAGUGAAAGAUUGUUGGAAUCGGCCGAUAUGCAGUGUUCCAAGUGACACGCUUGUAUUGAAAGAUCGUAUUACAAAUGAUUACGGGUGGACAUUUGAAUUUACUGGCACAAGAACGAAAUGUAUAAAUUUAGGAUCAUACAACUAUCUCGGAUUUGCGCAGAAUUCGGGACCUUGUGCAGAAGACUCUAUACAAGCGAUUGGGAAAUAUGGAAUUUCUACAAGUAGUACAAGACGAGAAUUAGGAACAAAUACACUUCAUAAUGAGCUUGAAGUACUUACAGCACAAUUUUUAGGUGCGGAGGAUGCAAUUGUUUUUGGAAUGGGUUUUGCAACAAACGCCCUCAAUCUUCCUUCCUUGAUAUCGCCAGGAUGUCUUGUCGUAUCGGAUGAAAAAAAUCACGCUUCAAUUAUUUUAGGGUUGAGACUUUCAGGUGCAACUGUUAAGGUUUAUGAGCAUAACAAUAUGAAGAGUUUGGAACAAGUCAUUGAAAAAUCAAUAGUAAAUGGUCAAACUCUUAAUGGCAAACCAUGGAAAAAAAUCCUAAUAAUUCUUGAAGGUGUAUUCAGCAUGGAGGGUUCGAUUGUAAAGCUUCCAGAAAUUGUUGACAUCAAAAAGAAAUAUGGCACCUAUAUAUAUUUGGAUGAAGCUCAUAGUGUAGGAGCGACAGGACCCAAUGGUCGCGGAAUCACUGACUAUUACGGAAUUGAUCCUAAGGAUAUCGAUAUAAUGAUGGGAACGUUUACAAAGUCAUUUGGAUCUGCUGGGGGUUAUAUUGCUGGUUCGAAGAAUCUUAUUGAUUAUUUACGCACUAAUAGUCACGCACAUUGUUACGCAAGUUCAAUGGCACCAGCGGUGGCUCAACAAAUUCUCACUUCAAUGAAGAUUAUUAUGGGAUUGGAUGGAACAGACGAAGGGAAACAACGAAUUGAUCAAUUAGCAAGAAAUACAAGAUAUUUCAGAAAACGUUUAGCGCAAAUUGGUGUUAUAACUUAUGGACAUGAAGAUUCACCAGUCGUUCCGAUGUUAGUUUAUCUCUUUUCAAAAAUUGGUGCUGUUGUGAGAACGUUGACAAAGCGGAAAAUUGCUGUAGUUGGUGCUGGCUUUCCAGCAACUCCAAUCAUGGAAGGAAGGAUACGAUUUUGCUUAUCGGCAGCACAUACAAGAGAACAACUUGACUAUUUUCUUCAAGCCAUUGAUGAAAUUGGAAGCACUCUAGGAUUAAAAUAUUCACGAAAACCACAAGAUGCAGAAACUAUCGAAUAUUAAAUUUUAAUAAUUCUGCCUACAUUAUGUGUUGUUUGUUUCAAUAUUUCAAACCGAAAAAACUUUAUAUCUACUAUAUUUAGCUUUAGAUUCAAAAUGUCGAGCAUACAGAUAAAUUAUUGGAAAAUUUAAAUUAUCUACUUUAAUUUACUCAAAUAUGUUAUUUUGUAUUCUUUUGUAAAACCGCUCCAUUGUACAUUUGAAAAAGCUUUUUCAAUUCAUUUGUAGAUAGUCUUUUGGAUUAAGAAUGAAGUGAAAGGAAUAUUUAAUUAAAAAGAUGCCAAUGAUGUUUUUAA